AUGUCUGAAACUACUGAGACCAAGCACAAUGUGGAGGCUUCCAAAGAGGUAGAAAGCGCACCAAAGCCUCCAACUUCGUCUGUGUUCUCCAUGUUUGGUGGCAAGAAAAAUGAAGAGACCGCUAAGAAGGAAGGAGAAAGUGAGUCCAAGGAAGAGAAGGUCGAGAAGAAGAACGAAGAUGAUGAAUCUCCAGAGUCUCCAGAUGUUCAUUUCGAACCAAUUGUUCAUUUGGAAAAAGUCGAUGUCAAGACCAUGGAAGAGGAUGAAGAAGUACUACACAAAGUUAGAGCCAAGUUGUUCAGAUUUGACGCUGAUGCUAAGGAAUGGAAGGAGAGAGGUACAGGUGAUGUCAAAUUUUUGAAGAAUAAGUCCAGCGGUAAAGUUAGACUCUUGAUGAGAAGAGAUAAGACUCUAAAGGUCUGUGCAAACCACAUCAUCGCACCUGAUUACGUCUUGAAGCCAAACGUAGGCUCCGAUAGAUCAUGGGUGUACGCUUGUACUGCUGAUGUUUCCGAAGGUGAGCCUGAAGCUUUCACCUUUGCCAUUAGAUUCGGCUCCAAGGAAAAUGCUGAUAAAUUCAAGGAAGAGUUUGAAAAGGCUCAACAGUUGAAUAAGAAGGAUUAA
This is a messenger RNA of Torulaspora delbrueckii, 624 nucleotides long. RefSeq names its product Ran GTPase-binding protein YRB1 (gene YRB1). Gene Ontology annotation, biological process: protein import into nucleus. The transcript has a single exon. The record is from RefSeq and is a predicted model, not a curated record. NCBI's taxonomy places the organism in Eukaryota, Fungi, Ascomycota, Saccharomycetes, Saccharomycetales, Saccharomycetaceae. Bases 1 to 624 code for a protein of 207 amino acids. Gene Ontology annotation, cellular component: cytoplasm; nuclear pore. Gene Ontology annotation, molecular function: GTPase activator activity.